CUGUUUUUUUUUUUUCUGCUAAACCAAAAAGGAAAAGAAGCUCUCUUUGAAUCCAAGUUUUCCCUCACAUCUUUUCUGUCUUUUUUUACUCAAGGCUUUCACAUUUUUCUACUCCUUUCUUUUCUCUACUUUUUCAAGUGAUUUACUUUCAUGGGUAGUUGCCAAAUCUUGGAUUUAAACCCAGUAGUUUUGUAUUAGCAUCUUUAUCUCUUCAUUGUUUUUGUUUCGGUUUGUUUCAUUUUAUACUUUCUGUUAACAAAGCAAACCCCAUUAUAGCAGAUUAGCGUACCGAAACUUUGAACUUCUGCCUUAGUUUUAGUUUCUUGAUAAACCCCACAUUUGCAACUCAGGUGGUUUCUUUUUCUUUUUUUUUGGGUUCUACUAUCUCUUCUUCAUUUUUGGGUAGAUGAAUUCUACUUGUGGCUGAUAAAAGGGCGUAAAAUAUUAGGGAGAAAGAAAAAUGAAAUCAUACAUUUAUUUCUUGCUUCUGUUUCUUGCCUCUGGAGUUGCUUUUGUGACUUGUGCUCCUUUUCCUACUAAUGAAGUUUGGGCUCUUACAACAUUCAAGGAAGCUAUAUAUGAAGACCCACAUCUGGUUUUGUCAAACUGGAAUGCUUUAGAUGCUGAUCCGUGUGAGUGGUCUGGGAUUUCUUGUAAUCAGGAGAGACAACAUGUUAUAAAGAUAAACAUAUCCAGUUCAUCUUUAAAGGGAUUUCUUGCACCGGAAAUGGGCCAAAUUACCUACUUGCAAGAACUAACUUUACGCGAGAACAAUCUGAUAGGGAUAAUACCUAAAGAACUGGGGAUGUUGAAAUUCCUCAAAGUCUUGGAUUUGGGGAUGAAUCAACUGACGGGUCCUAUUCCUCCAGAGCUUGGGAAUUUAUCCAGUGUGAUGAAGAUAAACCUUCAGUCAAAUGGGUUGACGGGUAGCCUGCCUGCUGAGCUUGGCAAUUUGAAGUAUCUUCAAGAACUUCGCCUUGAUAGAAAUAAACUUCAUGGAACUGUUCCUGCUGAUAGCAAUUCAGCGUUUACAGCUAAGAUGCAUGGAAUGUAUGCCUCAGGUUCAAACUUAACUGGACUUUGUCGUUCAUCUCAGUUAAAAGUUGUAGAUGUCUCCUACAAUUUUUUGGUUGGAGGCAUACCUAAGUGUUUGGAAUACCUUCCAAGCACAAGCUUUCAAGGGAAUUGCCUCCAGGACAAAGAUGCAAAACAGCGUCCCACUACACAAUGUGGUGGUGCUAUGCUUUCCAGAAGUCACCAAGCACCCAGCCCUAAGCAUCGGCCUGCUGAAGACGUUGCAAAGCAUCAAAAAGCGUCGAAACCUGCCUGGCUUUUGGCUCUUGAAAUAGUGACAGGAACCAUGGUGGGAUCUCUCUUUCUGGUCGCCCUCCUUACUGCUUUCCAAAGAUGCAAUAGCAAGUCUGCUAUCAUAAUCCCUUGGAAGAAAUCAGGGAGUGAGAAGGAACAUGUAACAGUAUACGUAGAUUCUGAGUUGUUGAAAGAUGUGACUAAAUUUAGCAGACAAGAGCUUGAAGUAGCUUGUGAAGAUUUCAGCAACAUUAUUGGUUCCUCUCCAGACAGUUUGGUCUACAAAGGCACCAUGAAGGGUGGACCCGAAAUUGCUGUGAUAUCCCUCUGCAUUAAAGAGGAGCACUGGACUGGCUAUCUUGAGCUCUAUUUCCAGAGAGAGGUGGCAGAUUUGGCAAGAUUGAAUCAUGAGAAUGUAGGGAUAUUACUAGGUUACUGUAGAGAGAGCACUCCAUUUACAAGGAUGCUUGUUUUUGAAUAUGCAUCAAAUGGAACGCUUUAUGAGCAUUUGCAUUAUGGAGAGGGAUCCCAAUUAUCUUGGACAAGGCGUAUGAGAAUUAUUCAAGGCAUUGCUCGAGGACUCAAGUAUCUUCACACAGAACCUGAGCCCCCAUUCACUAUAUCUGAGUUAAACUCUAGUGCUGUGUAUCUUACAGAGGAUUUUUCCCCCAAGUUGGUUGAUUUUGAAAGUUGGAAGACUAUUCUUGCUAGAUCAGAAAAGAACUCUGGCUCUAUUGGCAGCAAUGGCGCCAUUUGUCUACUUCCUAAUUCCGUGGAGAAACGUCAUCUGGAUAUUCAGGGCAAUAUUCAUGCUUUUGGUGUACUUCUACUGGAGAUAAUUAGUGGGAGGCCUCCAUUCUGCAAGGACAGAGGGUGCUUGAUAGAUUGGGCCAAGGAUUAUCUUGCAUUACCAGAAGUUAUGUCUUACAUUGUAGACCCAGCGCUAAAACAGUUCAGAUAUGAUGACCUCAAAGUUAUAUGCGAAGUGAUAAGCCUAUGCAUUCAUCCAGACUUUUCGAAUCGGCCAGCCAUGCAGGAAAUAAGCCUCAUGUUGGAGAGCGGAAUUGACACAUCUGUCUCCGUUGAGCUCAAGUCAUCUUCUUUGGCAUGGGCUGAACUUGCCCUUUCAUCAUGAUUGAGUUGAAGCUAACACACUGUACAUCAAUUACAUACAGUUUUUACCCUUUUACCUAUAUCCAAUCUUUUUGAUCUUUGUAAAUGGCUGCAUGUCAAAAAGAAACGUUUGGCUUCAUUUAUGCUGAAGCCUUUUUUCCAUUUGUAUACCAUUUGAUGUUCAGAAAAAUUUCUGAAAUCUCCAAGUAGCCAAUUUAGCUAUUUUGCAGUGAGUCUUGUACCAUCUGUUUAACUAUAUAUGUAUACUAUGUUAGUGUUGUCUCUACAUCCACAAUGAAAUUGUUGGUUUGUCUUUUGUUAUA
Molecule: messenger RNA, 2744 nt
Organism: Theobroma cacao (cacao)
Lineage: Eukaryota; Viridiplantae; Streptophyta; Magnoliopsida; Malvales; Malvaceae
Product: putative LRR receptor-like serine/threonine-protein kinase At1g63430
Biological process (GO): protein phosphorylation
Molecular function (GO): protein binding; ATP binding; protein kinase activity
Source: RefSeq, a predicted model, not a curated record